Molecule: messenger RNA, 1677 nt
Organism: Auxenochlorella protothecoides
Lineage: Eukaryota; Viridiplantae; Chlorophyta; Trebouxiophyceae; Chlorellales; Chlorellaceae
Exons: 6
Coding region: 1-1677 (558 amino acids)
Molecular function (GO): protein binding
Source: RefSeq, a predicted model, not a curated record
AUGCCGGUCCUGGACGCGGUCCUGGCCCUGCUGAUCCUGAUCAAUGUGGUUGCAGCCGGGAUAGGCGUGGAGUGCAUGCGGAAACUGGCAGCCCGGGUGACCAUCGUGCGGUGGCUCUGGAGAGUCCUCCAGAUCAACUGGCCCGUUCCCACGUCCACGGUGCUGGGCUUCGUGGACAUCUGGGACCAGUUUGUCUGCUCGCGGAACAGCUUUGAGGUCAGGUUUGCUGUCUUCUGUGACCAGCUGGGCGACUACCUGGAGGAGGUGCUCCAGCGUGUCCUGGACUACAUCGAGAAGACCUUUCAGGCAGCACCAGAGGACCAGGCGUGGCGCCUGCGCUCGCUGGGCCUGAGGAGGAUCACGGCCUGGGACCUGCAGCAUGGUGUGGGAGCACUGCAGCAGACCACGUGCGCGAUAUGCCUGGAGGACUGGAAGCAUGCCGAGCAAAUACGAGAGGUGCUGGACCGAGCAUGCACAGGCCGCCUCCCCCCCUACACCCUCUACCGCUUCCUGCACUCCCGAGUGGAGGUCGGCAAGACCAUUGCUCCCGGGUUUGACCCCGCCCCUGUCAACCGGCUCGCAGUGCAUGGCGCUGGAGAUGCGAUGGCCCUGCACUGCAAGGAUGGCAACGUCCUCCUGUCCAGCCUGGGCUCCCUGCGCAGCUCCUCGCUGGUCCUCAGCUGGGGCGCCCCAGCCGUGCCCUGCACACGCCUCGACCCCGGCGCCGGCCCAUUCUUCAUGCCAGUCUGGGCGGCAGACGACCUGGCCAUCCCCUCGCUUGCCUCCAACCGCGUCCUCCUGUACGCCGGCGCCGAGGGAAGGCACUCCCUCCCACACACCGCCCUGGCCCUGGUCAGGCAGGGUCGGAACGCCGCGGUCAGUUGCCUGCACGUGCCGCCGCCCGGCACCGCCCCCUUCCGCCUGGCAGCGGGCACAUUGGAUGGCCACGUGGGCCUGUGGGACUCACGCGACCCCGGUCGCGGUCAGGGGGGGGCUCUGGCCCCGGACCUGGUGCUGGAGAUGGUCAGCGGGCGGUACGCGCCCGGCAGGCACUCCGUGGCUGGGCUGAGCGUGCGGGACGGCGGCAACGCGGUGGUGGCGGCCUACUCCACGGGCACAGUGCGCACCUGGGACCUACGUGGCGGGCGGACUGCGGCCGCCUGCUUCGGCGCCCGCAUCCACUCCCACCCCGAGCUGAGCCAGGUGUCGCUGCCGGGCAUGCUGGCCGACAUUCCUGGCCUGGAAGAUUGGCCUGAUCCGGAGCAUCCAGACAGGUUAGCAUUCCACCUCCUCGGCAAAUGGUGCGGGGUCCUGGACGUGGCGGCAGGGAGGAUCACCCACCUCUACGCGCCUGAGUAUACGCCUGACGAGGAGGCACGGCGACCCAUUCUUACAGGUCCGCCGGAGCCUGGGGCAUGGCUGCCAGACGGCGAGUAUGCCGUCAGUGACCAAGGCGGCGAUGUUUUCCUCCUGGGCUUCGGCACACGUGGUGGCGGUCACCAGGCCACAUUUUCAGGCAUGUUUGCCAGCAGGGCUCCGCACUUCCAGGCUGAGCUGUCGACCAGAUGCUAUGCGCUGGAGUACAUUCCCACCAGCGAUGAGCUGCUCGUGUCGGGGGGCGACUACCUAGAGCUAUUGGGUCGUGGCGUCGGGGCUGUCCAGUGGCAGGAUGCUUAA